CGGCAGUCCCGGUAGCCACCACAGAGCCGGGCUCCAAGCUUCUUCCCGCCGUCACCUGGUCCCGAGCCGCGUUAUUUCUCUCUCUAUCCAGCACCGCCUGGGGAGAUUGCAGCGAGGCCUGACUGAGGACCAGGCUGUGGCUUACGAAGGGCGACGCACGGCUGCUCGACGGACAGCCAGCCAGCCAAUGGGCGGGAUGUCACCGUCCCCUGCGCACCCGGCGAAACGCCAGCGCCAGGCCUCGCCAUCGGACAACAAUGAUGACUCGCCAGCGUCGGCCGCCGCCGUGAUCGGGGCCCUGGAAUCGCCCAGCGCCGCGACGGAGCAGUCUGACGGUGGCGGCGGCACGACGGGUGGCAAGCCUACCCCUUCGUCCGCGGGAGGAGGAGCAGCAGCAGUAGCAGGCGGCAGUAGCAGCAGUUUUCGCAACGUCAGCGCUUGCAACAGGUGCCGCCUGCGAAAGAACCGGUGCGACCAGAAGCUGCCGAGCUGCGCGAGCUGUGCAAAGGCCGGAGUAUCUUGUGUUGGCUAUGAUCCCAUCACGAAGCGGGAGAUCCCCAGAAGCUAUGUCUUUUACCUCGAGACUCGUGUUGAUCAGCUGGAGAAGUUGCUUGUGGCCAACAACAUCCAGGUCCCCUCGGCAGAUAGCUUGGAGCAUUGCUCGCGCCCAGCGGCACAGGCGGUGCUGGACAAGGUCAUGGCUGAUAUCUCCGAGCCCAUGGCGUCAGGGACCAACACUGAGAACACAGAAAUGUCAAGACCACAAACGCGCGACGGCGAGCACAUAAGACCGCCUGGCAAGCCGGCUGGCUCGAGGCAGAGUGGCAACAUGAGAUCGGUGGCGUCUACUAAUGGCAUCUCCUUCGCGCGGGUCGUUUUUGCCGCCGUGCAGUCUUCUGUUGGCGACCAGAAGUCGAGUUCGGACAAGACGGGCCCGCGGCCCUCCAGGCGCAGGGAGUCGGUUGCGCAACAACAGCAGCAGCAGCAGCAACAACAACAACAGCAACAGCCGGGCGGCACCUCGAUGCGAGACUCGUUCUUUGGCCUGCACACCCGGCCGACGAUCAACCCGGCCGAGUUCCCGGACCGGGAGCUCGCGAUCAAGCUCGUCAACCUGUACUUUGAGUACGCGAACCCUCAGAUCCCCGUGCUGCACCGCGGCGAGUUCAUGCAGAUGUUUGACCUCGCGUACUCGAAGGAGGAGGGCAGGGCGUGCGGCUCAAAGGAGCUGUACAUGCUCAACAUGGUCUUCGCAAUCGGCGGCGGCAUCAUCAUGGACGCCCAGGCGACAGCCUCGGGUAGUGGAGGGGCGCUCAAGAGGCAGGCACAGCCCGAGGAGUACCAUGCGAGCGCUAUUGUACAUCUCGAGGCGUGCCUGGGCAACAGUGGUGGCGGUCUCGAGGAGUUGCAGGCCGUGCUGCUGCUGGCAAAUUUCGCACUGCUGCGGCCUGUGCCCCCGGGCUUGUGGUACAUUGUUGGAGUAGCCGUGCGCCUGGCUGUUGACUUGGGCCUUCACUACGAGGACGGCAAGGACAUCGAGUUUGACUUGUCUAGCACCACGCCUUCAGCAUCCAAUGAGGCACGAGAGGCCCAGUUCCGCGAGAAGGGCAGGCGAGAGUUUGUGCGUGACCUGAGAAGACGUCUCUGGUGGUGCACGUACUCGUUCGACCGGCUCGUGAGCACAUGCGUCGGUCGCCCCUUUGGCGUGUCGGACCAGGUUAUUACCACCGAGUUCCCGUCUCUGCUGGACGACAAGUUCAUCACCCCACAGGGCUUCACCAGGAAGCCGGUCGAGGGCGAGCCGACGUACAAGGCUGUGGCGAAGCAUUACUUCCGCUUGCGGCUGCUGCAGUCCGAGAUUCUGCAGGUGCUUCAGUAUCAGCAGACGCAGAUUGCCCGCUUCAACGGGCAGAACGUCCGCAACGAGUACAUGCACACGAACCUCCCGUCGCCGUUUCUGGAGCGGUUCGAUUCAUUCCGCAGCUGGCGCCGGCAUAUUGACCAGCGCCUGUUUGAGUGGAAGGCGUCUGCGCCGUCCAAGGCGCAGUCUGGCGUGGCGUUCUCGCCCGAGUUCCUGGAGCUCAAUUACUGGCAGACCAUAAUCAUGUUGUACCGGCAGAGCCUGAGUGUGCCGUCAAUGUUUGAAGGGGAGUACAACACGUCCAAGGAAGUCAACAGUCCGUCCGUCUACACGGCUGAGCAGCGUGACGACGAGGAGAGAGUGUACCUCAAGGUGGCCGAGGCUGGACAGAAGAUUCUGCGACUGUACAGGCAGCUGCACUUGGUCGGACUGGUCAACUAUACCUAUCUCGCCACGCACCAUCUCUUUAUGGCGGGCAUUUCGUACCUCUAUGCCAUCUGGCACUCACCAAUUGUCAGGAGCCGUCUGACCAUGGAUGAGGUCGACUUUACGAUAUUAGCAGCCACGUCGGUCUUCACCGACCUCAUCGACAAGUGCCCUCCAGCAGAGGCCUGCCGAGAUGCCUUCGACCGGACGGCCAAGGCGACAAUCAGGAUGGCGCACUCCACUGGAGGCUUUGGUCAAGUACUUGUCCGGAAUCAGCAGCAGGGCUCGAGAAUGGGGGGUGCCGACAACGACUACAUGUCCGCCCGCGAUGCCUCCGCCAAUCGGAGGUGGCACCCUGCGCGGCGAUCUCUAGAAAAUGCAGCUGCCGGCGGGUUCCAACCCAAUGCGUACGGCUAUGCCAGCGCCGCCGCGGCCGCGCCCGCCUCGAGCACGCAGGAUCCGCCAAGCACGCCAUACCGGCACGCAGAUCCACGAGUGAAGACCGAGCAGGACGGUGGCUAUGGCGCGCUGCGAUCUCUGACGGCUGCUUCAUCGGGCGAAGGCAUGCUCGACGGUCAGUCCUCAGCGGCAUCUACGACAGCAGCCGGCAUGUCUGUCCACACGAACCUGGAUCCGGUGCUGAGCAGCGUGUCCCCCGCUGCCGGGCAAGUUGACUCGCCGAUAUCUGUCCGUAGCCUGACGCCGCGAUCCAACCAGACUGUCCCCCCACAGUAUGCGGCCAGUGAUGCUGGAUACGGCAUGCUGCAAUCACCAACCACGGCAGGGUACGGGAACGAGGCUGGGGGCGUGGCGUCCCUGUCUUACGCCGACCUGCAGGGGAUGGACUUCCUGCAGGAGCUUCACCAGCAGCAGCUGGACCAAGACCAGCAAGGGAUCGGGGCUGGUGGCGGGGGACUGCUGGGGUUUGAUGGCCAGGACAUGCAGAUGGAUGUCGGGCUGGGCAUGGGGUGGGAGGGCAUGCAUCACGACUUUAGCGACGGGCAGCAGGUCGAUCUUUUUGAUGGAUUCUUUUUUGGCGGCCAGCAAGGCGGCAGCGGCAAUGGCUGAUAGGACGACAUCUGGCUAUACGUGUACAUGACGACAGUUGCCAACAUGUACAAGCGGAGGAGGAGGACCUUGGCGGGUGGAAACCCCUUUUUGUUUGGGAAACGCGGAGAGGGAUAGUCUGAGACACCAGCAGAGAUAUAUCAUAACUCGCCGAUACUGAGCCGCCUCGCCGCCUCUUGUCUCAAAUCAUGUCUCCCUGAGUAGAAAACCCAUGUGUCGUCCACAUUGCUGUGCAGUUACAAAAGUGGUUGACAGGUCUUUGGGCCGA
This is a messenger RNA of Microdochium trichocladiopsis, 3623 nucleotides long. RefSeq names its product fungal-specific transcription factor domain-containing protein. Gene Ontology annotation, molecular function: sequence-specific DNA binding; zinc ion binding; DNA-binding transcription factor activity, RNA polymerase II-specific. The transcript has 4 exons. The record is from RefSeq and is a predicted model, not a curated record. Gene Ontology annotation, biological process: positive regulation of transcription by RNA polymerase II; DNA-templated transcription. Bases 188 to 3355 code for a protein of 1055 amino acids. Lineage: Eukaryota; Fungi; Ascomycota; Sordariomycetes; Xylariales; Microdochiaceae.